CUGUUUACGACUUAUCGUAAUGCGGGAAAUUUCCUCGUUCCUGCUCUCUUCCUUAGACGAAGUUCGUAUCUAAGAACAUCUCUCAGACCUCUGGAACAAAGAUGGCGUUGGAUUUGAGCGUAGCACGCCGACAACUUUCAGAGGCUCUUGGGGACUACUCUCAAACGUACUGGAACAACAUGAAGCUUUGGUAUAAACAAAAGAUUUCCAAAGAGGAUUUUGAUGCACAAGCAAAGAAAUGUCUUGGAAAUGAUAAUCUUCAUUUCCAUAAUGAAUUUCUUCUAGCCAUUUUGGCAAAAUGUCAAGCCCUUGGAUCUUCUCCAGCACCUCAUCCAAAAACUCCACAGAAGUUACCUCCCAAACCACAGCUGAUUAAGAAAGGAAAAAUAAAAAAGCAAAAGAAAGUAUUAAGAGCCAGUUUUGAGCAAAGAUUUGUUCCUUGUGACCCACUACAGAGUGCACCACAGCUGUCUCUUAAGGAGCUUUCAGAAGACAGCGAAAUUGGUCUUUGUUCAUAUGACAUGAUGUUACCAGACUCUGCCACCGUCUAUGGCAGAUUGUUUCUUGGUGCUUGGGAUGCUGGGUUGGAUAGUGUAGCAGAUGAAACAGUGAACCUUAUGCUUCACGCCACAGAGUAUCUAGUGAAAGAUAUAUUGACGGUUUGCUGCUCAAUGAGAAGUACAUUUAGACUCAGGGAUGGACAUUUUCGUUAUUCCAUGGGUGGGACCUACCCCAGAAUGCACCUUAGAAACAGUACCAGUCCCUGGCCACCAGGUGCUGAAAGAUCUUUAGGUUGUAUCAAUGGCACUGCCAGCAGUAGUAACAACAGUGGUAGAACGUUGGAGCAAGCCGAAGCUGAGGCGGCGGUCACAGUGGCUAGCAGUGAUAGUGCGGGUACAGCUAAACCUCCGAUUUCCCUAAUGGAUCUAAGGGAUGCUCUCCAGGUUCAUCGGAGAGUGAUUCCUUCGCACACUGUAUAUUCGGCAAACAUCGAGAGAACACUUGCAAACAUGUGUCACCCUGGUCAUGAUGAACUAGAACAGAAUCAAUUACACAAACUUGAGGCAAGACGAAGAUAUGAAAGACUGAGACAGCAGAGGAGCUUGAGAUUGUAACCAAACACCUUACUGUGACCAUCUGACUAAAAUUUUCAUGGGAAUCUCCUUAAAUAAUUUUCUUUAUCCAAGUCCAAAGAACUCAAUUCAAGGCUUAGGUGAUAGAAGUUCCUACGCUUUUUCGCUUACUGCUGAAGAAAUCAAAAUAUGGGCUCAAUCUUGUGGUUAUGCAGUUUUAAUACAACUGAGAUAACGACUCUCUUGGCUAUCUCUGGACACCUGUCGUGGUUUUUUGCUAUUUGCAUGUCAGCUGUUCAAUUCAGGUUUCAGAAAAGGAGAACAAAAGCUUUUAAUUAUAUUUCCUUGAAGUGAAGUAGUACUUAAUUGAGCAACAUCUCCCAAUUUAACAUAGCACACGCGAAAAGCGCCGAACGUGGUCGCAUCGGCUCGGUGCUUCAAUCUUCUUGUGUGACAAUAAUCUGUCACACAAUCCUCUCGCGUCUAGUAACAAAUAAACUGCCGAGGAAAGGGAUGUAGAUGGCUCGACGCAAAAAAAAUUAAAACUUGUCGUCUGAA
This is a messenger RNA of Stylophora pistillata, 1631 nucleotides long. Its product is annotated as transcriptional adapter 1. The record is from RefSeq and is a predicted model, not a curated record. Gene Ontology annotation, cellular component: SAGA complex. Gene Ontology annotation, biological process: regulation of transcription by RNA polymerase II. Gene Ontology annotation, molecular function: transcription coactivator activity. NCBI's taxonomy places the organism in Eukaryota, Metazoa, Cnidaria, Anthozoa, Scleractinia, Pocilloporidae.